Molecule: messenger RNA, 2193 nt
Organism: Aspergillus tanneri
Lineage: Eukaryota; Fungi; Ascomycota; Eurotiomycetes; Eurotiales; Aspergillaceae
Exons: 1
Coding region: 1-2193 (730 amino acids)
Source: RefSeq, a predicted model, not a curated record
AUGGCACCUAUCGUUCGCCGACAAUCCCAUCACCCUACUCCUGCCGUUCCUCGACCUUCGAAAGGUGCAACCUCGGCGCCCAUACCAGGUACCAAAUACAUUAGCCUGAAGAUUCUGCUAGAAUUAUUUGCAGGAACUGUGUGUAUAUUUUUUCUCGGGGUAUUAUUUUGGAAGCUGGGGAGAUUUUUCCGGCGUUUUACCCAGGAUAGAGUCAUCAGGGAGGGCAACACCACCACCGCUCGUUAUGUGAAGAAUUGGUACGGAUGGGUACCGUUGCAGCAGCAUGAAACAAACAAGGAAUUGUGGAGGAAAUGUUUUCACUGGAUCUGUGAUUGGGCGUCAUGGAGUUCGAAGGCCGACUAUAGCUGGGUCUGGUGGGAUCCAGGUGAGGAGAAGAAAAGUCGCUGCAAAAGUCGACGACUUUCGCGAUUUCUACCAAAAUGUUUCGAAGACUAUGAAGGCACCCCGGCCGAUGUAAUUUGGGGCCCCUCUGGACACGAACCUGCUUCUAAUCAAAACACGAGCGCACAGUGCUCGGUAAAAAUAACAGGAGCUCUUCCAUCAAUUGAGACCACCAGGGUAACUAGCAGAAGAUCAUAUGCCCGGUAUCGAAGGAUACAACGUGAGAAUACUCCAACAAUUCACGAGGAGUCUGCUUUCCUAGGUGCAGAGAACGUGGUAUCGGAAGACAUCCCGAGAGGAAUCCUCACUGCCAGCACCGCAAACAAACGCAGGGGGUUGACUGAUAUCACUCCUACACCAGUUAGUGAUAGACGUUUUUUGUCAUUCGACCAGGGACCCCAUAUACAGAACAAGUACCCAAUCUCCAACCUAGCGGAUUACGAACAAUCACUAAGAUAUUGCCAAUCCCUCCCAUGUCUCGCAAAUCCAGGAUUGAUUCUUACAAGGUUGAGACAGAGCUCCAAUGCUUCAUGCGAGAAUGAAAAUAUAAGUAAUCACGAGGUUAUGCCAAACACAAUCGAAUUUCUCAUGAGAUCUCGCAAGUAUCAAAUUUGGUCUACUCGAAUGGAGAUGAACAUGUGCAAAAAUAUAGGGUACAAUAUAAAGGUACCUCCAGGAAGCCCCCGAUCAGAGUUGUUGGGCAGUUUCUCUUCCCAACAGGCAUUCCUUCUCGAGCUCACGCCUGCCUUAAGGAGAGCAAUUACCAUGAGCCGCUCUUCCGGUUCAAGCGAGCUGCCUCUACCCAGUAUUCGGAAACCACGCCGCCGCAGGGUAAUGCACUCUCAGAAUGACGGCUUAGAUGAAGGAAGUUGGAGCUCUGGUACAAUUCUGUCUAGUCCGUCAUCCUCGUGCCAUUCCACGUUGGGAAUGGUCCCUUUGAAGCAGUUCAAGAAAAGUGUUCAACACUAUCGGCCUCCGAACCUGUCCAUGCCACUGAAAAAGUCUACACAGAGCCAACUAAACGCAGAAAAGAAACCGCAGACAAAAAAAACGCCGAAAGCCCCCGAAGCCACCAGGACGUUUUGUGUACCACAGAUCAAAGUGCCCAUCAAAUACUUGAGUGAUUGGGAAAUACGACUAAUAGAUGGCUUAGAUCGACGCCUUGGUUGGCUUUCCUGCCAACUCAGCCCGGGGCGGAAGGCAUUCCAUUUCGCCUUGCUUGCCAAUCACUGGCUGAACAAGAAGACUUGGAUAGUCGACGAUCCUGUGUCACGGGUUCCAAUUGACGUUAGAAGGCAACUGGGGGACCCGAGGUUCAAUGUACCAUACCCAAUGCCCGAGUGGAAGCCAAAGCCGAAAUACCCAGAAGUGUCUAGCAAGCCUGCUCAUACACCUCGCAUAGAUUCUUGGAGGAAAGCUAUGAAUCGGCAACGCAAAGCCUCGGGGCUCAAAGAUAUCAUCAAGUCUGUUGAACUAUACGAUGGGUCAAUCGAGGAUCCGCCUGAUGGAAGAGUCGACCCUGCUAGUUGGAUUCUUCGCAAGCCCCCACAGGGAAUCCACAUGUCAACAAAACAGGAGACUACCUACUACGAAGGAGGAGCCGGGUGGCAAGAACAACUGGGUGAUUGGCAGAGAAUCCGCCGCGGCUAUCGAAUCCGCAAAGGAAUCCACGAGGGCAGAGUGAACAGAAACAGGGCAAAGCAGUUCGCUCUUGACGUUGCAGAAUAUCCCAGGAAGGCAAAGUUGCAAAUCGUCCCGGGAUUGCUACCUGGCAGGCAGGGAUGGGUUUGA